CGGUUCCUCCUUCCCGUCAUCCACCUCCGCCACAUCCACCAUCGAGGAGCAGAAACAUCCGCUCGGCAUAGGGUGGCUGACAGCCUCACCAUGGAUCCCAAGGAGGCCAUUGGGGGUGAGAAGGAGAAAGAAAAAGAGAAGGUGAUAAAGAGGAGGAACCGGCCCGUGUUCCUGCGUUACCUGGAGAGGAGAAAGACGGACACCAUAGUGGCUGAUGAAAUGGCCAAAGGUGACUUCAACCUGGGGACGCUGGUGAGGAGGAGUCAGUCUGACAAGACGGAGUACAGCGCUAAACUUAAAGAGAAAAUGACUCCACAUGACCUGUCCACACCCCCCUCUCCAGCCCUGGACCCAGAGGAGGUCCGCUUGAGGAAGAUGAACCGCAGGGCAAAGGUCAUUCAGGAGCUUGUGCAGACUGAAAAAGAUUACCUCACAGACCUGGAGCUGUGCAUCAGAGAGGUGGUGCAGCCUCUACGCAACAUGCAGGUUGUGGAUAUCGAUCGGCUAUUCACCAACAUGGAGACAUUGUGUGAAGUAUCUGCAGCUCUCGUUCACAGACUGCAUGAGGCCCUGGCUGACCCUGAUCCAGAAGCAGUUGUUAUAGGAGAAGUAUUCAUCCAGGCGAAGGCAGCUUUAGAAGAUGUAUAUAAGAUUUACUGUUACCAUCACGAUGACGCCAACUUGUCGCUCAAAUCGUAUGAGAAAGAGGAAGAAAUAAAGCAACAUUUCACCACAUGUAUAUUGGCACUGAAGAAAAUCUAUGACCAAGAGGGUAAACCUAACUUGCUGAACAUGGGUUCACUGCUCAUCAAACCGGUCCAGAGGAUCAUGAAGUACCCGCUGCUGCUCGGGGAGCUGUGGCAGGCCACACCCGAGGACCAUCCUGACUGUCGUCCCCUGCAGGAGGCGUUCACUGCUGCCAAAAUCAUUAAUGUGAACAUCAAUGAGUUCAAGAGGCGCAAGGAUAUAGUAAUGAAGUAUAAGCGGUUGGAAGAUGAAGGGACACUGAGGGGAAAACUAAACAAGUUCAACAUUCACUCCAUCCGUAAGAAAGGAGACAGGUUCGCCGGUUAUCUCAAGAUCCUCACCGGAGUUGAACCACAGGUGAGAGAUGAAGUAUUUGACAGAGAGGAGAAGCUGUUCCGAUGUCUGGAGAAAGCCGUGAGGCAGCUGGUCAAGAAUCUUCAAUUUUACCUGCUGCACAUUCAGGAGAUGGUGUCUGUAGCUGUCCAGAACAUCCAGGACAUGGAGAACAUUGUUAAGGAUCCAAACAAAAAUGGGAUAAAUGGCUCAUUGCACAAUAACGGAAAUGAUCCCUAUAAGCACUUUAAAGACAGUAUGGAGCGCUUGGUCCUCGUCCCCCUCUCCUCCCUGCAGGGCAUGUUCACAGCCCCCCAGAAGCUCAUCCAGAAACGCUAUGACAAAUUGCUGGAUUACUGCAGCCGCCUCGAGCGCUCUUCCUCUUUUUCAUCUUCACCAUCCACCCCUUCUUCCUCCCCUUUGCCGGCACCAGAGGACCCGGCCGGGCCUACCAGGAGGGACUAUGAAGCGAUCAACGCUUUGCUGGUGGAGGAGUUGCAGAGGUUCAACAUGGCCGCCUACACCAUCCUGACCAACUGUGUGGUGUAUCUGGUCACCCUACUCAGAGAGCUGAUGGAUAAAAUACUACUCCGUGCUCCGUCCAUGCAGCAGCUACCAGCUCCACUGUCGAACAUUGCUGAGGUGCAGAGCAGCAUCAUGGAUGAGCUGAAUAAUCUGACUUUUGUUAAAGAUAAUGCACAGAAGCUAAUGGAGCGUAAAGUCAGCUUUGAGAGACAACGAGACAAGAAAACAACGACAAUGGAGGUGCAGCAUCAAACAGAGGAACAGCGAGCCCGGCUGCUGACAGAACACCCCCUGAACCGUCUGUACCAGCUGAAGAGGAAGUGUAACGGCUGCCAGGAUCAGGACCUCAGCCUGCUGGAGGGAGAACUGGUGGCCCUGCUGGAGGAUACGGACCCAUUGGGCAGCAGCAGCCGCUGGCUGGUUCACACUGGAGGUGCACAGGGCUACGUCUACUCCACAUUUCUGAAGCAGUACAACCCUCUGAGGGACUCGCAGCGAGCCGGCCAGAUGGUCAAAGAGCAGCAGCCGCAGCAGCAGCAGCAGCAGCCGCCGCCGCCUGUCAUGGUGGACGAUGACUUCGAUGACCUCAGCCUGUUUGUGUCGGGCAGUGGCAGCAGCAGCCUGCGAAGCUUCAACCUCACCACCACUGACAGCAGCUCAACCCUCUCUGGCCUACAGGGGGAGCCAGAGAGCGUGGAAGACCUGGAGGACACAUCGGACACAGAUGCUCAGCAGUUUUAUGCCGUGUAUGCAUUUCAAGCCCGUUGUGACCAGGAGCUGACCCUACAGGAGUACCAGCAUGUCCGCAUCCUCCAGUUCUGUGACGUGGGAGGCAACAAGGAGUGGUGGUUGGCUGAGGCUAACGGACAGAAGGGAUAUGUCCCGGCCAACUACCUUGGCAGGAUGUCCUAUGCCUAA
This is a messenger RNA of Paralichthys olivaceus (Japanese flounder), 2523 nucleotides long. It is a transcript of the gene arhgef38, whose product is annotated as Rho guanine nucleotide exchange factor (GEF) 38. Gene Ontology annotation, cellular component: cytoplasm. NCBI's taxonomy places the organism in Eukaryota, Metazoa, Chordata, Actinopteri, Pleuronectiformes, Paralichthyidae. The record is from RefSeq and is a predicted model, not a curated record. Gene Ontology annotation, biological process: intracellular signal transduction. Gene Ontology annotation, molecular function: protein binding; guanyl-nucleotide exchange factor activity.